This is a messenger RNA of Gaeumannomyces tritici R3-111a-1, 540 nucleotides long. RefSeq lists its product as hypothetical. The transcript is spliced from 3 exons. Bases 1 to 540 code for a protein of 179 amino acids. Lineage: Eukaryota; Fungi; Ascomycota; Sordariomycetes; Magnaporthales; Magnaporthaceae. The record is from RefSeq and is a predicted model, not a curated record.
AUGCAGGACAAGGUGACAGCGCUGACUGAAUGGCCGCUGCCAAUGCUGGCCAGUCAGAUGGAAGGAGUGGUAGGCCGGCUCGGCGAUGAAGCCAAGGGCUUGCCCAGUCGAUUCGCAAUAUGCAUCCUCAAGAGGCGGUCUGUCCAGGAUGGCAAGGUCCAUGAUAGCAAGUGCUGGGCGUUGGUCGAGGAGUCGUGCGCGGAGACAAAGGAAGAAGGAAAAAACGACAAGAAGAAAAAGACGACCCUAGUAUUGCCGGGAGGCGAUUUCGAGGGCUCUGAAGGACGCAAUUUCCACGUGGGCCAACCCGGCUCGCCCGAGACGGUACGACGGCCAAAAGUUGUGGAUGCCAAAGUGCUGUUUGCCAAGCCUCACUUGCCGCGAAGGCUGGUGUUGCCCGGUAUCAGUGCCCUGCUCCUCGCGCUUGCAAGAAUAAACAGGAGAGCUUUGGACCGACUCCGCUGCACACGCAGCGACCCCCGGCUCGAAAGAGACAGCCUGACUUGGGUGGGCGGGCGCAGGGAAGGGACCAGCGGCUGA